Molecule: messenger RNA, 981 nt
Organism: Plenodomus lingam JN3
Lineage: Eukaryota; Fungi; Ascomycota; Dothideomycetes; Pleosporales; Leptosphaeriaceae
Biological process (GO): L-histidine biosynthetic process
Cellular component (GO): cytoplasm
Molecular function (GO): histidinol-phosphatase activity
Source: RefSeq, a predicted model, not a curated record
AUGCCCUACUCUCACCACAGUCACUCGGGCCAAUUCUGCGCACAUGCAAAGAACACGUUGGAAGAGGUCGUCCAGGCAGCCAUCACCAAGGGAUUUCACACCUUUGCGCUGACUGAACACAUACCAAGGCUCCGGGAAGACUUCUAUCCUGAAGAGGAAGCCAAGCAUACCGAGACCAGUCUCAUAGAGCUAUUCGAGGAAUUUGUCGCCGAGGCUCAUCGACUGCGAGAUGUUUACUCUGAUGAAAUUCAAAUCUUGAUCGGCUUCGAAUCCGAAUUUAUACGUCCUUCUACUCUAGAGGGGAUCCAAAGUAUCCUUCAGAGACACACGUUUGACUUCUUCAUGGGCUCCGUCCAUCACACGCAUACCAUACCUAUUGAUUUCGACCGUGCGCUGUACGAAAAAGCUCGUGAUGUAGCCGGUGGCACCGACGAGAGGCUCUUUGAAGACUACUUCGACUUGCAGUACGACAUGCUUCAAGCGCUGCAACCGCCCGUCGUUGGCCACUUUGACCUGAUACGACUGUUCAGCGAUCACCGCGAUGUCGGGUUUGAAGGCAUGGCUCGUGUGUGGGAGAAGAUACAACGCAAUCUGGAAUACGUUGCUGCUUAUGGAGGUCUUCUCGAGUUGAACUCGUCCGGUUUGCGCAAAGGCCUGGCCGAGCCGUACCCUUGCAGAAGCAUAUGUCAGGCAUUUCUGCGCUUACAGGGUGGCUUCGUCAUGUCUGAUGACAGUCAUGGCGUCGAUCAGAUAGGUACCAACUACCAGCCCUUGUUGGCCUUUAUCCAGCAGACAGGGAUCGAGAGAAUUCAUGUUGCUGAUAGGAACGGUGAACGGCAGCGGACCCGUUUCCCCAGUAUAGGCUUCUCUAGCAUCACUGUAGCCCAUCUGGCGCAAUUGCCCUUUUGGGCAAAAUUACAGCGCCAAGGUUCCGUUCAGGCCGCCGAUGAUUUUUCUUACUUCAAGUCCAUCGGUGUCUGA